Molecule: messenger RNA, 1023 nt
Organism: Ficedula albicollis (Collared flycatcher)
Lineage: Eukaryota; Metazoa; Chordata; Aves; Passeriformes; Muscicapidae
Gene: GNB3
Product: G protein subunit beta 3
Exons: 9
Coding region: 1-1023 (340 amino acids)
Biological process (GO): G protein-coupled receptor signaling pathway
Cellular component (GO): cytoplasm; heterotrimeric G-protein complex
Molecular function (GO): protein binding; signaling receptor complex adaptor activity
Source: RefSeq, a predicted model, not a curated record
AUGGGGGAAAUGGAGCAGAUGAAGCAGGAGGCUGAGCAGCUGAAGAAGCAGAUUGCGGAUGCUCGGAAAGCCUGUGCAGACACAACACUCGCUCAGAUUGUGUCUGGAGUGGAGGUUGUUGGACGCAUCCAGAUGCGGACCCGAAGGACCCUGCGGGGACACCUGGCCAAGAUCUACGCCUUGCACUGGUCCACAGACUCCAAACUUAUGGUCAGUGCCUCACAAGAUGGGAAACUGAUCGUGUGGGACACAUACACAACUAACAAGGUCCAUGCCAUCCCCUUGCGUUCCUCCUGGGUCAUGACCUGUGCCUAUGCCCCCUCCGGCAAUUUUGUGGCCUGUGGAGGCCUUGACAACAUGUGCUCCAUCUACAGCCUCAAGUCUCGCGAAGGCAGCGUCAAAGUGAGCAGGGAGCUCUCAGCCCAUACAGGAUACCUCUCCUGCUGCCGAUUUCUUGAUGACAACAAUAUUGUGACUAGCUCUGGAGAUACCACAUGCGCGCUCUGGGACAUCGAGACAGGGCAGCAGAAGACUGUGUUCAUUGGUCACACUGGAGACUGCAUGAGCUUGGCUGUCUCCCCUGACUUCAAACUCUUCAUCUCUGGGGCUUGUGAUGCUACUGCCAAACUGUGGGAUGUGCGGGAGGGCUCCUGCCGCCAGACCUUCUCCGGGCACGAGUCCGACAUCAACGCCAUCUCCUUCUUCCCCAACGGCGAGGCCAUCUGCACCGGCUCCGACGAUGCCACCUGCCGCCUCUUCGACCUGCGGGCGGACCAGGAGCUCAUCACCUACUCCCACGAGACCAUCAUCUGCGGCAUCACCUCCAUCGCCCUCUCCCGCAGCGGGCGGCUCGUGUUCGCUGGCUACGAUGACUUCAACUGCAACAUCUGGGACUCCCUGAAAGCAGAGCGUGUGGGAAUCCUUUCUGGCCACGACAACAGAGUGAGCUGCCUGGGGGUGACGGCAGAUGGGAUGGCUGUUGCCACUGGCUCCUGGGACAGUUUCCUCAAGAUUUGGAACUGA